Molecule: messenger RNA, 963 nt
Organism: Lucilia sericata (common green bottle fly)
Lineage: Eukaryota; Metazoa; Arthropoda; Insecta; Diptera; Calliphoridae
Product: sulfotransferase 1 family member D1-like
Exons: 4
Biological process (GO): sulfation
Cellular component (GO): cytoplasm
Molecular function (GO): sulfotransferase activity
Source: RefSeq, a predicted model, not a curated record
AAUAUGGUGGCUGCUGAAAAUAUUUUAAAAUCGGUGGAACAUGUCAGUGAGGCAUCUAAGGCGAGAAUACCUUUUCCCAUGAAAAGAUAUGCCACCGAGGGUAAAAAUAUACCCUUAAAGAAAAAUUGGUCAGAGACCUGGUGUACUUUGUCGGCUCAUUUCGAGACAGUGUGUGAUCAAUAUUUCAAUUUGGAAUUGCGUAAAGAUGAUGUGUUUGUGGUGACUUUUAUGAAAUGUGGCACUACUUGGAUGCAGGAAUGUGCCUGGUUGUUGUUGAAUAACUUGGACUAUGAGAAGUCAAAAGAGGAGGUUGUGAUGAUCAGGAGUCCUUUCUUAGAUUUUCACAGCAUUAUGCCUGGUCUACUAAAUCAUGUAGAGUUGAUUGAGAAACUUCCCAGUCCCCGUUUAAUCAAAUCUCAUUUACCGGCCAAUCUGUUGCCUCUACAAGUCUGGGAAAAGAAACAAAGGUUAAUUUUUAGACUUUAAUAAACAGUCCCUAUGAAAGCUUACCCUUUCCCCCAAUUUCAGAUCAUUUAUGUCGCUCGGAAUGCUAAGGAUGUCAUAGUAUCCUCCUUCCAUUUCGUGAAAAACUUAGAUAUGUGGCGUGGUGAUAAUUUCCAUGAUUAUGUUGAUGACUUCCUUAAUAAUGAAAUUAUUUACACCCAUUUCUGGUCACAUAUAGUGGACUUUUGGAAAAUGCGUAAUGAGCCUUUCAUAUUCUUUGUCACCUAUGAAGAAAUGAAACGUGAUUUGGCAAAUGUUUUGCAAAGACUUUGUGUGUUCCUAGAGAGACCUCAAUUGUCAGAGAAAGAAAUGGAAGGACUUUUGCAACAUUUAUCAUUUGAUAGUAUGAAGAAGAACAAGAAAACCAAUUUGACCGAUCUACUCAAAGAUGACAAUCCCGCAGUUAAGGAAGACUUUCAAUUUAUGCGCCGCGGUAUUGUGGGUUCCUUUAAGGAUGAG